AACUAAAAGAGCUCUAGAGAACAUCUGAUUGUGACAGCCCAGGUGUUCUGUCAAAGUUUAUUUAUAUUUUCAUGCUUUGGAAUAAUUCCAGAAAAAGAAAUAAAGAUUAAGGAAAUGUCGUAAUAAAAGAUCCUUCUAAAGACGAUUGAAUGACCUAGAAACCAGGUUAAACCAGUUUAGAUUUAGCACAGACAGGUAAAAGUUCAAACAUGAGCUAUUAUCGAAUCUCUCGGCUCAUUCCUUUGAGCUCCAGAAUAAUUUUGAAUCGAAGACAAUUAAAUAAUGCACCAAUACACCUUACACAACUCAAGAUAAGUUAUGGCGAACAAAAAAGGCAUUAUUCUGGCCAAAACUUUAAUAGAAAACAUGUAAUAUCAAAACAAUAUCUUGUGUUGCUUUGCUUGUUUCUUGUGUUUCCGGUAAUUGAAUACAACCGUUUUGCAAAAUUGUUCAUUGUCAAUGCGAAAAGUGAACAAAUAAAGGAAACAGAUGUUGUCGAAGAGAAUCAUGAAGACGGUGCUGAAGAAGAUGGCAAAAAGAAGAAACACAAGAAGGAAAAGAUUGGGUUUAGAGACAGGAAGAUAAUAGAAUAUGAAAACCGAAUGCGAUCAUAUUCCACCCCUGACAAGAUUUUUCGCUAUUUUGCUACAGUAAAGCUUGUUGGUGAUACCAACGAGGUUUACAUGACCCCAGAUGAUUUUGUGAGGGCCAUCACACCAGGAAUGAAACAGCCGGAUGACAAGGUGUUUCGGUACUUUGCAACGCUUCAGGUACAAGGUCCGACAGUCGAUCAACAUGAGAUAUUCAUGACCCCAGAUGAUUUCUUACGAUCUAUGACGCCCGGACUUAAGCAACCUGAUGGUUUAGGACUUGAUCAGUACAAGAGAUACGAUCCUAAAACAGUGCAACAGAAACUAGACUUAACCCUGGAUGAAGAUAGCAUUUUUUACAAGCUGGGAAGUGCUGGUCUCAUUACGUUUUCGGAUUAUAUUUUUCUCUUGACGGUAUUAUCAACAUCUCGUCGUCACUUUGAAAUCGCUUUCCGCAUGUUCGACUUAAAUGGCGACGGUGACGUGGACUGUGAAGAAUUCGAAAAAGUUGCUACGCUAAUUAGGCAACAGACAAGCAUAGGAUCAAGGCACCGAGAUCAUGCUAAUACCGGGAAUACUUUUAAAGGAGUAAACUCUGCACUAACUACGUACUUCUUCGGCCCGAACCUUAAACAGAAACUCACCAUAGAAAAGUUUCUCGAUUUCCAGGAAAAACUACAAAGAGAAAUUCUUAGUUUGGAAUUUCAAAGGAAGAACCCAGACGAGAACGGUAAUAUAUCAGAAGCGGAUUUUACCGAACUACUUUUGGCUUAUGCCGGGUAUCCACAGAAGAAAAAAUCUAGGAUGAUGAAAAGGGUUAAGAAAACUUUUAGGGAGCACGGUAAAGGUAUUUCUAAACAAGACUACCUAAACUUUUUCCAUUUUUUGAACAACAUCAACGACGUGGAUACUGCCUUGACGUUUUACCAUAUAGCGGGAGCGUCCAUAGAUCAAGCUACUUUAAAACAUGUUGCAAAAACCGUCGCGCAUGUAGAUUUAAGCGAUCAUGUGAUUCAUGUCGUUUUUACCAUUUUCGAUGAAAACAUGGACGGUCAACUAAGCAACAAAGAAUUCAUAGCAGUAAUGAAAAAUAGACUGUUAAGGGGACUCGAGAAGCCAAAAGACACUGGCUUUGUUAAAUUCAUGCAGUCUAUUUUGAAAUGUGCUAAAGAAACGAAACCCGCUUUUUUGGAUAUUUAAGUACUGUUUGCAUGUGGUUUGCCAUACUUGUUAUUAAUUAGUUCUUAGACAUUUUAUUGUUAAGGCUCGAAUAACCUUAAUUUAUUUAAUAUUCUUUUAUUCCUUUUAGAUUGUUUGUUUUUUUAAUUUCCUAUAGUGUUCUUGGUACACGAUCCUCAGAAGGUCAUCAUGACUUGCAUAUGAUUAAACAAAAUAUUUGUUUAGAUUAUAUUGAAAUGAAUGGAUUUAGGUAGGACUGUUAAUUAUUAUAAACGCAAUUUUAGGUAAGAUAGAUUAAGAGGUGGCACUAAUUAUACGUAUCAAUAAGUAUAUAAAUAUUUCGCUUAUAA
This is a messenger RNA of Anthonomus grandis grandis, 2119 nucleotides long. Its product is annotated as calcium uptake protein 1 homolog, mitochondrial-like. Gene Ontology annotation, biological process: mitochondrial calcium ion homeostasis; calcium import into the mitochondrion. Bases 210 to 1790 code for a protein of 526 amino acids. The record is from RefSeq and is a predicted model, not a curated record. NCBI's taxonomy places the organism in Eukaryota, Metazoa, Arthropoda, Insecta, Coleoptera, Curculionidae. The transcript has 11 exons. Gene Ontology annotation, cellular component: uniplex complex. Gene Ontology annotation, molecular function: calcium ion binding.